CAAACGGCAGCAGCGCUCAUCAGGCUGCGAACAGUGGUGGCGCGCUGCGGCCUCGAAGGUGUCGCCCCCUAGCGGUGAGCGAGCAAAACGUCGCGCACGGGCCGCGCCGGCGGCGUUGUCGUCUGCGCGCGGCAGCAACGCUCGCUCUGCGAGGUGCAGCAGCGCCGUCAAGAUGGCUGCGUCGUCUCCGACGGCGUCGUCUCGGACCUCUUGGAGCCCGUGCGGGUUGCCGCUGACAGCUGGGAUGCCGUGAGCCGGGGCCGCCUGCGGUGUUGGGGUGCCGCGAUCCGGGACGCCGGGGGCCCACCCCGGUGUUCGCGCCUGAUGCAAGCCAAAAAGCGUUACCUGCUCCUCUUUCUGGCUGCCUGUGUUUCGGCCCUGCUCGUCUUGGGCUACCGACACCUCGUACUCAGCACCCAUGGACGACGCGAGAGGUACGAGAGCGGCUCCCUGCGAUCGUACGCUGACGCUGGCGGCGACGUCGAGGACCUGUCCGUGUCGCGGCGCCGACUGCGCGAGGCUCUCCGUAGCGGCGUCGGUGGGACGGAGUCUACGGCGGCGCCGGACGCUCGUCUCUGCCGCAUGCACUCGUGUUUCGACUUCUCCAGGUGUCGCGGGCGCGACUUCAAGGUGUACGUCUAUCCCUCGGAGUCGGACGCUCCGCCGGUGUCUCCGGUCUACCAGCGGAUCCUGAGGGUGAUACGUCAGUCUAGCUACGCGACCGCGGACGCCUCGGAGGCGUGUGUGUUUGUGCCGGCCGUGGAUACGGUGGAUCGCGAUCCGCUCAGUCCGGACUACGCGCGCUCGGCGCGCCUGACCGACUCUCCGCUGUGGAACGGCGGUCAGAACCACCUCGUGUUCAACCUCUUCUCCGGCACGUGGCCCGACUACAGCGAAGAGCUCGGGCUCGACAUCGGGCUCGCGAUGCUGGCCAAGAGCAGCAUCCCGGAGUCGGCUUUCAGGCCUGGGUUUGACAUCGCGCUGCCGCUGUUUCCCAAGGCUCAUCCGGAGCGCGGCGGCAAGCCGGCCAUCCAGAGCGCGGGUCCCGUCGACAAGGGUUACCUGCUCGUGUUCAAAGGGAAGCGCUACGUUUACGGCAUCGGUUCGGACACGCGCAACGCGCUCCACCACCUGAACAACGGCCGGGACGUGCUUUUGCUCACCACCUGUCGACACGGGAAGCAGUGGAUGGAGCGUCGCGACGAGCGUUGCGAGGCUGACAACCGUCUCUACGACAGGUACGACUACGGCUCGCUGAUGGAGAACGCCACGUUCUGCCUGGUUCCCCGCGGCCGCCGGCUGGGCUCGUUCCGCUUCCUGGAGUCCCUGCAGGCCGGCUGCGUGCCCGUGCUGCUGGCCAACGGCUGGGAGCUUCCCUUCGGCGAGGCCCUGCGCUGGGAGGGCGCCGCCCUGCGCGCCGACGAGAGGCUGCUCCUGCAGGUGCCGGACACGCUGAGGUCCAUGCCCCGGCGUCGGGUGCACGCCAUGCGGCAGCGGAGCCAGCUCCUCUGGGAGACGUACUUCUCCUCGGUCGACAAGAUCGUGCUCACCGUGCUCCAGAUCCUGCGCGAACGGGUGCGCAGUUGGGAGUCCCACCACGGCGUCGUGUGGAACAGUCACCCGGGCGCCCUGCUGACGCUGCGGCAGUUCUCGGACACUCUGAGGCCGCUGCCUUUCCAUCGACACCGCAGCACGGGCGUCGUUGCCGGAGAACAGCAGCAGCAGCGACCCAGCGGAGGACGCUACACGGCCGUCGUCUACUCCGCCAUGCCGAGCACGCAGCCACUCCAGAGGCUGCUCAAGAGCCUGCUCCACUCCACAUGCCUCGACAAGGUGCUGGUCGUGUGGGGCGGAGAGUCGCCGGCCCCUGUGGUGGCCAAACUCCUUCAAGGCGCUGGCUUUUCCCCAGCCACUAGCAGAGUCCCCGUGCACGUGGUGGUCCCACCGCAGAGGUCGAUCAGCGCCCGCUUUGCACCUCAUCCCCUCAUCACCACCGAUGCAGUUCUUGCCCUGGAUGAGGACGUCAUGCUCACCGCUGAAGAGAUGGACUUUGGGUUCCGGGUGUGGCAGUCGUUUCCGGAGCGCAUAGUGGGUUACCCGGCUCGCUCGCACUACUGGGACGAUGCCAAGUCUGCCUGGGGCUACAGCUCUAAGUGGACCAACGAGUACUCCAUGGUGCUCACGGGCGCCGCCUUUUACCACAGGUACUACCACGAGAUGUACAUGUCGUGGCUGCCAGAGAGCCUGAGGCAGACGGUGGACGCCGCCCACAACUGCGAAGACAUCCUCAUGAACUUUCUCGUGAGCCAGGUGACCCGGUUGCCGCCCAUCAAGGUGACCCAGCGGAAGCAGUACCGCGACACGGGCCAGGGCUACCCGUCGGCGUGGAACGACCCCGACCAUUUCGUGCAGCGCCAGGCGUGCAUCAACGCGUUUGCCACCUACUGGGGACACAUGCCGCUGGUGCGCUCGUCGCUCCGCCUGGACCCUGUGCUGUUCCGCGACCCUGUGUCAAACCUGCGCAAACGGUACCGCCGCAUCGACCGUGUUGUCGGCGCUGGCCGCAGCUGAGAACGAAGCCGUCCCCCCCGUUUUAACGCCAAGGAUCUUUUUCAGUGCGCACCCCACAUUAUAAAGCACUGCCGCCACCGCCGUGUUUAUCAAAGAAGACUCGAGUCACAUCUCACCGUGGAGGUGGAAGAAUGACACUCAGCGUUGCGCCACUCUAGUUCAGAUUGUUUUGUUGUUGUUCCUUUCAUCAUCGGUGUCAUAAAUGUUCAUCACCAUUGGUCAUAGGAACAGUGGGGUGCUUCUAGUCCACAUUAGCCUUCUGUCAUUGAGUAACUGUGUGGGUUGCUCUGGUUUGUUAGAAAAAUCACCCAGGAGACUCAAGUUCGUGUUUUUUGCGGCACCUCCUAUCUUAUUGUCGUACUUUGCAACCGCGCCAGUGAGAAACUGGCUCUUGCUAGAUAUUCUGGCUAUCAUUGCAUCACCAGUAGCUCGCAUUUUUCAUGACACAAUUGUCUUUUUUUUUCUGAAGCAGUGCAUUUGGCAAUGCCGAGGACUUCAGACCUCCUGUCACAAACGUUUCUGGGCUUGAACACUCGCGACCCAAUAUCAAGAAUGAUUGAUCUUAAAGCUCUGCAGGUCUGUGUUAGCUGGUGCUGUCAGAGCCAUGGAAGCGAGUGCUUUUGGGGAUGCCGGUCAUUUUUGUAAAACUGCGCGGGGCCAGGUACUAGACACGUUGAUGUGCAGAGCCAGUAGCAUUUCUGACCUCGUGCAUAGAUUGGCCGAGUGACGUGAGUGCUGUUGGCCGUGUACUUCUCGUCAUGUCUGUGACUGAGCGAUGAGAUACUUCGUGAAGGUCAACGCGCACCCAAAAGUAUUCCCUCGAAAAUAGUUUGAGGUAUUCCCAGCACCUGCAUACUUGUUAUUUAGUCUUUUCACGAGUUUUCAUGCCUGGGAACUUUCACGACAAAUCGUGCACCCAGCUUCCAUUCUAUGCCACAUUUUGACGCUUUUUUUUUUCUUUUUCUCGUCUCUCCUUUACCCAGAAAUGGAAGAUGUGUGUGAAAUUGCAUCAGCAUAGCCCCGCAGCCUGAAGUGCAGUGCUGUCGUCGUUGCAUUUCUUUGCCUGCUCAGUAGCAUACUCUUUUUGAGCUAUCGUGAACAAUUUUGCUUUUUCUUAUGCGUCUUAUGCGACUGUAAAAUGCACUAUUUUCAUUUUUAUUGCUUCUGUUGUAGAUACUUGUCAAUUUGCAAUUGCGUCUUUGCAGCCUUUUUUUUCUUUUUUAAAUACUAGACUAUCCGGUUGACACAUCUGAGCAGCUUUUGCGUACAAACUUGAGUGAUGUCAAGAGUGUACAGUGCUGCAUCAGCUUUUGUGAAGGGUUUUUUUUUUCUGUUUGCUUUUCUUGUGAUAUAGGUACACUCACGUAUUUACUUAAUGUAAUUUACCAUACAGGGUUAUCCUUUGUCCCGCUUUCUCAUUGCGAAUGCAUCGGUACUUUUUCAUUUUUGUUGCGCAUUAUUUAAGCUUAGUUUGAUGGUGCACUUGUGCGUUGAUUUGUGCGUUUACGCGUGUGCUCGUAGAUUAGCCGAUGACAAUUUUACACCCUCGGUACUCGUGCGUGUGCUGGAACAACCGACUUCGAUUCAGGCGUAAAAUGUGGUUAGUACAUGUGAUCUCUUAGUACAGUACAUGCUGUCAAUGCUGCUCGAAUGGUCGUUCUCUUGUUGCGUAGAACAACGAAGCUACAUAAAAAAAAUUCACUGGCUAGCUCCGGAAAGACCACUGCAAUAAAAACUGCCGCCACCAUGCUUUCAUUCUUAUUUAAAAUUUAAAGAUGCUUUUUUUGCAAAUCACUUUACACGAUAUUGUUGCAGUUCUGAACAUCACUUUUUAUGCAUCGAUUGAGAAGCUUUUGGGACAAUGACAUCCACUUUCAUAAAAGUUUGAGCCACCCAUCUCCCCCUUUCUCCCCGUUCUCUCAUUUUCUGAUCUCACUUCUGAACCAAGUGUAACAGAUUUUGCUCCAAGUUUCAUUUGUGUGCAAUGAAAAAAAAAAAGAUGGCACACUUUAAUUUUUACAUAUUCAUUAUCGUUUUAACAUCAAUAGAAUAAAAUAUUGCUGGCUUAUAUUCAACUUGCAUGUCAGGCUUAGAGGAGUCAUUUUGAAAAAAAGGGAAUGUCUCCUUUUAAAAACGAGCCAGGCAAAAAAAUGUUUUUGUUACAGUGGUCUUUUGAAGUCUUCUUUGUUCAUUAUUUUUCACUCUAAGCAAGUACCGCGUCAAUCCAGGUCAGCUGCGGAUUAUUUUGACGUGUGUGUCGCAUGUAGCUUCACAGUGGGAAUUACUUCAUUCUGAGGGCUUUUAAUCCUGAGCAGUCAAGUGCAGGAAUAUUUAAUUGCAUCAGUGCCAGCCCAAAUGCCGUGGGCCAAUGCUUACAUAGUCCAAAAGUUCAUUUUAUUUGUGCCAACAACGAACACAGAUGCUUUGCUUGCUUGCCAUAUAUUGUAAUUCCCAUUAAGUUUGUCUUUGAAGAGAGUGUUAUUUGCUACGUAUACGUUUGUUUAUUUUGCAGCUUGCACUUUACAGCUUGUGUUCACGUAUGCCUGCGAUCAUACCGUGUGGGGAUGCGGACGCCGGUCUUACUCCUCACAAGAAUGGUUUGACCAUUUCGCACCGCCGGUUCCACAUCCUUUCUCAUUCGGCGCAAGUUCGUGUCUCUGUAGACUCAUCUACUUAAUCUUCAUCGUACCGAGGCACGCGCCUUUAAGAAGGCUUACUGUAUUACAUUUUCAUAGGUAAAAGUAGCAGCAGCCAAUCAUACUCUAGCGGUCCGUUGAAAGCUUCGCAAAUACCUCGGCCAUGCUAAUUCACAUAACGGUGCAUGGCCGUGCAUGGAAGCAAUACAAAGUCUUGUCUUUCGCUCCAUCGCUAGACGUGGCGGCUUUUGUAGCAUCCUAGGAGUCGUAGAUAAAGUGCAACGUGUGAAGCCUUUCUCCGGGCGUGGCCAGAUACUAAGGCAGUGUGUUGAUGCCAGCCCGGAAGUGGACUUUGUACUAAGCUCUAGCACUAAGCUACAUGUACACUACCCGUAAAUGCAUUUUCUCUUCGCUAGAUCUAUAACGAUUUGGAAACAUUAAAGGUAGUUGCUACACUGUUUUCUGGCCGACAAAAAAAAAAGGAGCAAUGCAAAGUAUAAAAAAUAGUCAGCAAAUAGUAGAUGUGGAGUAAAAUAUUUGUGAAUGUUCAGUGCAAAGAAAAAGUUUUGGAUUGUCGUAAUUACGGCUCCAUAAAAUACUGUCAUUUCACGUAGGUGCAUCCUACCCUGAAACGGUGCCUUAAAACAUCCCCAAGCAACCUACUUCACUUUUUCAUCUAAGGUAUGGGUAUGUAGUGCUCCCUUUCUUCGUGUUGAUGACUGGUUUCAGGCAAUCGGCAAUUUAUGUGAACACAUGGAGACUCCAUCACUUUAUGUCAAGCUUUUGGCUAGUCAUUGACUAGGAUAUCAUUGACUAGCAUCGAAGAGUUCACCGAUAAUAGCCGCACCACACAUUGUAAAAGGAAGAACCUGUACAGUUACCUAUUUGAAGCGUGGUCACUAAAGUGAAGAGGCUGGAGCUUUAGAUCGAGUGUCGGAAGGACAUCAGGAUGAAACAGCCAUUUACAUUGGAAUAUUUCUUUUUCAACAGUGCGUAUCACAGUCGGAAGUGCUUGAUGGUUCUGACGACUUUACUUCGACGUCCUUCAGGCAUGAAUACUUGACAAAUAAUGCAAUAAUUCGGGGGUAUCCGAAGAACAGCUCUGCAUCAUGUUCGCGUGAAUGUGUAUUUCUACGGCAUCCACAUGUCCAGGCUUUGCUUACUUGCCGAAUACUCUUGUUUCAUGCCGGGUAGCAGGCUGUGAACUUAAUCCUUGUCACGUCUUGUAGAGGCAUUAUCGUUCUGAGUCAUUGGCAGGCUAGUCAAAGACCGAUUUGACGAAAGUCUUGCUUAAACAUGAGCACACCAAAAGUAAAAAAUGGCGGCUACACACAUGCAUUAGUAGCAGCCUAUGUGUAUUAACUGCCGAGAUUAGCGUAAAUUAGUGCGUAAGUACGGCUUCACAGUUGUCUCACAUAGAGUGCGUCUUUACAUCAGUACUUCUUUAUAAGUACAUAUUGUCUGCAGUUGUCUUCAAAGAAGGCAACUGCAUGUACUGUCACUAUAACAAGUGACAAUAAGGUGAGAACUAAUUAUUGAGCUUUCUGGCCGUCUUUCUUUUGGCACACAAAUAAAAAAAAAAAUAUGGGAGGGGGGGGUGCAAGUUGCUCCCGUCCAUACCAGGCCAAUCUCCAUGACAAUCUGUUUGUCUGCCCACUGUAAAUGAGGAGAAAAAUGCUCUUCGAGCCACAUUGUCAAGUCACAGCAUUUUCUUUGGCAAGGAGGCUUGUCCCGCAAACCACGAUUUAUUGCUGCUUUUUCUACUGCCUUGCGAAGCAUACUCCGUUCUCACAUUUCUAACUCUGCUUGGGUGGCCAUCAAUUUCUUGAAAGGCACCCAGGAAAACAGGCAAGCGCAAUCAGCAUGCGUACCGGUGUAUCGCUGAACCCUGCACAAGCGCAGCGUCUCACAUUUUUUUUUCUAUACAUCGCUGUACCUUCCUCUCAAAAAGGAAACGUUUCCGCUUUGGAACCGUUGAUGAAAAGGUGGUCGGCUUUCGACUUCGCUCCUAUUAGCCUCGAAACCGGCACUACGGAUGGUAUUGCAAGUAUUUCCCGUUAUGUGGUGAUCAAAAUGGGCAAGUGUGCAUCAAAGAGUGCUACGUUCACUUAACCUCUUAUUCUUUCCAGUCUUCUUAAACUGGCUCGUUUCUUUUCUUCCUUCUUGGCUUUGGCAAUGACUGCUUACUCCCUUCUCUUCACGUACUGUAACUGUCUUUUGUGUUUCUACUGGACUUACACUGUUUAGAGACAAUCUAAGGAAACACCUUGGGCUUUCAGCACUUAUUGUCUCGCACAAUGCGAGGCAGGUGCCCCCUGCAAAUAUUUACAAGUACAGAUACCGAGUAGCCAUUUGUAGUCGUGGUACACACUGUAGUUUCCUCUCGGGAAAAGUCUUCGCCGCAACCCCACUUCUUUUUUUCUUUUUCCUUCCACAGUUGCUUUCGUGAGCAUUCAGAAUGUGGGCGAAAUGCCUGCGAAACGUAGUACAUCAACACGUUUUCUCGUUGCUUUGCACUUUAGCUGUGAGCAAUAACAUUGUCUCAAAAAACGUGAUUUAUGGACGAUCAAGUGCGUGCCUCAGCGACGGAGGCAUCUGAACACCGCAUGUUCUUUAGACUCUUUCUUUGCACAUUUUAAAAUUUGUAACUGUUGUUGACAAUGUUUUUUCUUGUCUCUGAAUCUUUUUUUUACCAACCCUUUAAACGUGUUGCCAUUUUAAAUGAAUGAUGUAUUCUAUUCAUAUAAGUUAUUUGAAGAGAUGACUUUGCAGUUUUGAAGAGUUGUUUUAAUAUGUUCAUUGUUGUUUUGUGAUGAACAAAGCUUAGGAAAAAUUAUUUUUUUUUCUCUCCUUCUUUCUUUCCGCCCUUUAUGCAUCAAGAGUUAACCGGGAGAACAACGGAGACAGAUUAAGGCUCGAGUAGUUGUGUGACGGCCGUGUCGCUUUCACCGAGAAAGAGUGCUUGAAUAGGAGUUACGUUGUACACUACUCUGAAAUAAUUUAUCUCCUCAGAGUUUGUAGAUUGUGUAUGAUGAAAAAAUGUAGCAGCACUAUUUGCACAUGAGUGAACAAAUGAAGUGAUGCUGCUGCUCUGAACAUGUAUAUUUCCUUUUUUUUUUUUCAAAUAAAAUAUACUGCAGCAGCGA
Molecule: messenger RNA, 8353 nt
Organism: Rhipicephalus microplus (southern cattle tick)
Lineage: Eukaryota; Metazoa; Arthropoda; Arachnida; Ixodida; Ixodidae
Gene: ttv
Product: exostosin glycosyltransferase 1 ttv
Cellular component (GO): membrane
Molecular function (GO): glycosyltransferase activity
Source: RefSeq, a predicted model, not a curated record